AUGGACCCCCAGCACCCUGUGUAUGUCCCGGGGGAGCGUAUCACACUCAGAUGCUUGGCCCCUGGUGGGGAGGCAGUGACCAGCUACCAGUUCUACAAUCCACGCGGGGAACGGGUCUUCACGGAAACUACUGGCCUGCCCGGGGUGCCCUGGCUGGUCCUGAUGGCUGAGACGGGGAAGACCGGGAUGUACAGCUGUGAGUACUGGGCAGCGAGAGACGGACAGACCCUCUACUCUGCACGCAGCCAGCCUGUCUGGAUAUCAGUGAUGGAUUUCCCUCUUGCUCCUUCCAUCUCUGUGAAUUCUGAUCCCCCCAGGAAGAGCCCUGUUACCAUCAUAUGCUCGGCCCCUCCGGGACACAUGGCUGAAAGCUACCAGUUCCUGAGGCAGGGGAAUGUCAUUAUCUCACAGCCGGGUGCCCGUCUCCAGCUCCGUCAGUCUGAUUUGGAUGCUACCGGCCCUUACACCUGCAGCUAUGAGAUCAGUGUCUCAGGGAGAAUGAUCCAGUCACUGCCGAGUGCCCCCCUCUCAAUCCAUCUGACAGGGCCUUCUGUGCUCCCGGAAACCUUUCGUCCAGCUCUGCGGCUGUCCCCAACGGGUCCUGAGUUCACCACCGGAGAUUCUGUUACCCUGACGUGCUCAGCUCCCAGCUGGGAGAAGAAGAUGCAGUUCUGCUUCCUCAAGGCUGGGGAACAAGUUGCAUGCACAAGACAGGUGCUGGAGGACUCUCAGAGUUACCAGAUUGGCAGACUCGGCAUGGAGGAUUCUGGCUCGUACACCUGUAUGUACCGGGUAGCCGAACCUGGGCAGGAGAUCUCCUCCCUAGAGAGCCAGCCCAUCUCCAUCACAAUCACAGAGCCCCUGCCAGCCCCUGUGCUCUCUCUGAGCCCCCGGCACCCUGUGUAUGUGUGGGGAGAGCGGGUGACCCUGGAGUGUUCGGCUCCCAGGGGCCAGGAGGUGGCUGGAUACAGGUUCUACAAGAGACACCGAAGCCAGGCCCCCGAGGAGCUGCCUGCUGGGGCCAUGGGGCCCUUGGAGAUGCUCACAGUGGAGAUGGGAGAUCCCAGUGAAUACAGCUGUGCCUAUUGGGUCCUGCGAGCCAGCCGGGAGAUCCCUUCCCGGGAGAGCCCCCCCGUGCCCAUCGCUAUGAUCGCCCCCCUGCCUGCCCCUCGGCUCACCGCGACCCCCGCACACCCGGUCUACAUGGUGGGAGAAGCCGUGGCUCUGACCUGCUCGAUCCCUGGGGCUCCCACGCUGGCCACGGUUCAGUUCUCCAAGGAUGGAGGGCAGCUGCCCUCGCCUCUGCUCAUCAGCAGCCCCACACUGCAGCUCGCCCGCGUGGGCACGGAGCACGCCGGGGCCUACUCCUGUCGGUACCGGAGGAGGGAGUCCGGGAGAGAGAUCUCAUCCCCCCCCAGUGGGGCCAUCGCCAUCUCCGUGCUGGUUCCCCCAGCUACUCCCCAGCUCUCUGUGUCCCCGUCCCAUCCCGGCUACAUCCCCGGUGACUCCAUCACCCUGAUGUGCUCGGCUCCCGGGGGCCACACGCUGUCCAGGAUCCAGUUUCUCAAGGAGGGUCAGAACCUAGAUUCCCAGAUGCCUGGUCCUGACCCACUAAACCUCAGCCGCGCCCUCCGGCUGCCGCCCCUGGCCCCAUCGCACUCCGGGGCGUACAGCUGUGGGUACUGGUUCCUGGAAUCGGGGCGGGAGAUCCCAUCCAGGCCGAGUCACCCCGUCCACAUCCUGGUGCUGGGCUGCCUCAGCCAUGAGGUCCAGCCCCCACAGAGUGCCAUGGGAACCCCGCACCGCCCCCCUCUGAGCCCGCUACUCCCCAGCCUCCCGCGGCUGCCCCGUGAGAGACCCAUGCCAAACAACAGGAGGUGCUCGUGCAACGUGGUGCCCAUGGGUGGGGCCCGGGCCAUGGGGCUCAACCCUGGGGGGAGCUGGGCUGGGACCUACCGGUGUGGGUAAAGCACAGAGCUCCAUGGGCGCCACCUCCGCUCACCCCCCAGCGAGCCGGUGCCACUGAGCGUGACUGAUCCCCCUCCCCAGCCAGUACUGAGUGUGGAUCCCCCAUCCGGAGUGGUGAGCGAAGGGCUCCCCCUGCUCAUCACCUGCACGGCCCCCGGGGACACCAGCGAGAGGAGGUUUCAUUUCUACAAGGAUGGAGCUGAGAUCAUCUCUGGGGACACAGGGCCUCAGAUCAGCACCACAGAGCCCAGCACCGGCUUGAUGAACUUCUCUGUGCUCAGCGUCCUGCAAGCCAGUCCCAGCAACACUGGGGAAUUCAGCUGUGGGUACGAGGUGAACAUGAGCGGCAGGUGGAUCCCAUCCCCCAGGAGCCAGGCUGUGAAAGUCACUGUGACAGCCUGGUCUCUGCCCGUCCCCAUGGUGGCUGGGUGCGGUGGGGCUGCCACGGCUCUGGCGCUGCUGCUGCUGCUCAUCUACCUCUGCAGGAAGAAGACGGCAGGUGCGUGA
Malaclemys terrapin pileata is the source of this 2475-nucleotide messenger RNA. Its product is annotated as Fc receptor-like protein 5. NCBI's taxonomy places the organism in Eukaryota, Metazoa, Chordata, Testudines, Emydidae. The record is from RefSeq and is a predicted model, not a curated record. Gene Ontology annotation, biological process: cell surface receptor signaling pathway. The transcript has 10 exons. Gene Ontology annotation, molecular function: transmembrane signaling receptor activity.